AUGAGAGAGGAAAGAAAGGAAGAAGAUGGGGAGAGUAUAGAAAAUUUAAAAAGAGUAUUAAUAAAAGAAUUCAAAGAAAUAGGGGAGGAGAUUAAGACAAAAAUAGCGGAGGAAAUAGAAAAGAAAGUAGGAGAGAAUAUAAUGAACAAAUUAGAUAGACUGAAGGAAGACCUGAGAGAGGAAUUCAAAGAGAAAGAAAGAAAAUGGGAGGAGGAAAGAAAGGAGACAAACGAUAGAAUUAAAUUUCUAGAAGGAAAAGUGAAGGAAUUAGAAGUAGAAAAGAGAGAAGCGGAGGAGGAAAAGGAAGAAAACAAGAAGGAUAGAAAAGAGAGAUUAGCAAUGAGAUUAUAA
Nylanderia fulva is the source of this 351-nucleotide messenger RNA. The record is from RefSeq and is a predicted model, not a curated record. Lineage: Eukaryota; Metazoa; Arthropoda; Insecta; Hymenoptera; Formicidae.